Molecule: messenger RNA, 769 nt
Organism: Chara braunii
Lineage: Eukaryota; Viridiplantae; Streptophyta; Charophyceae; Charales; Characeae
Source: the annotation of a GenBank genome assembly
GCCUUGGACUGUAGAGUGUGCGCAUGCCUUCCAUUGUUGGACCAUACGUUGUCGGCGUUUGAGGUCGCCAUCGUCGCAGCUUGUCGCCCAACUCCUCAGUGGUGGCGUCCCUUUUUUUAAGUGAGGCGGGAUAUCGUCGUUCGACGUGGAUGUGUGUGCGGAGGUUUGGCGGUUGUCGUCGCUCCGCUGUCGUGGAUGGAAGAGGCGUCGGGGAUGGUUGUUGACGCCGGUGUCCAGGGUGGUGCAUUGACGACAGAUGAGAGGACGGCUAUCGUCGCGGCCGUCAAUGUCGUCCUCUAUCGUUGUCAAGUGGAGAGAACCGUGGGGAAGAUGAAAGCAGCUAUUCAUGCGCGACGGAAGGUGACGGCACUACCGAGCAGCGGUGAAGGCUUGGACUUGGGUGCAGUUUCCGACGCCGUCCUCCAGGUGUGCUACGCGAUGGGGAGCGGUGCAUUUCCGAGGGCGACUCCACGUUGGUGGAUGAAGCGGCGGACGGGAGGCACCUGGGAGGACCUGCGGCAAUGUGACGACGCCACCGACGAGUACUUCAGAGACAAGCUCCGAAUGUCGCCACGUGUCUUCCGCGAAAUCGCCGAAACGAUUUCUCCAUACCUGCAACGGCGUGUGACGUUUUACAGGGUGUCUUCGCAGCCUGACCACAUCGUGGCUUACGCUCUGUACAAGUGGGCGUAGGGUGAGACAUACGACAACGGAACGUGCAGCUUCGGCAUCGGGAGGGCUUCUGGCAUAACGGCGGUGCGAGACGUUA